CCAACUUUUUGAAUUGCUUAAACAAUAUGGGGCUCUCAGUUGUGUUCUUAAUUUUCUUUCUUUAUCAGCUUUCUUGUUCUUCAUCCAUAUUUCUGUGUCCCAAACAUCAAAGCAUUUCCCUUCUAAAAUUCAAGGAAACAUUUACUAUAAAUCCCUAUGCUUCUUCUAGAUGUUAUUUCCGCGGUCAGAAGCCUUAUCCAAAAAUGAGUUCAUGGAACAUGAGCAGAGAUUGUUGUUUAUGGGAUGGAGUCAUAUGCGAUGAGAUGACUGGCCAUGUCAUUGAACUUGACCUCGGCUGCAGCCGUCUUGUAGGAAAGAUUGAUGCCAAUAGCAGCCUAUUCCAACUCUCUCAUCUCCAAAGACUCAACCUUUCUUGGAAUGAAUUCCACGGUUCUCAUAUCUCGCCUGAAUUUGGAAGGUUCUUGAGCUUGACACAUCUUGAUCUUUACAACUCCAAUUUCUCAGGUCAAAUUCCUUCUGAAAUCUCUCAUCUUUCCAACUUACACUCUCUUCGUCUCUCUGGUACUGGUCGUCUACGACUCGUAGCUCACGAUUUUAAAUUGCUUCUUCAGAACUUGACUCAAUUAAGAGAACUUGAUCUUACUUUCAUAAACAUCUCUUCCACCAUUCCUCUGAAUUUUUCUUCUCAUUUAACAACUCUGAAUCUGGGAUUUUCAGGAUUGUAUGGGAUAAUACCGGAGAGUAUUUUUCAUCUUCCUAAUCUGGAAACACUUGACUUAAGUUACAACUAUAAGCUCAAUGGUUAUUUUCCAAAAACCAAAUGGAACAGCAGUGCAUCUCUCAUAUUGUUAGAUCUCAGUGGUGUGAAUUUUUCUGAUAAUUUGCCUAAGUCUAUUGGCUAUCUAACUUCGGUGCAUUCUUUGUCUCUUCCAAAUUGCAACCUUAGAGGGCCUAUUCCUGAAUCUCUUUCGAAUCUCACCUGCAUAGAGCAUUUGUACCUUCAAGAUAACUCCCUGAAUGGAACAAUACCAUCAGGGAUGUUCUCCCGUCUUCCAUCACUAAGUCGUUUACACUUGAGUAAUAACCACUUUUCUGGUGAGCUUGAGGAUUUCAAGUCCAAUUCACUAGAAGAGAUUAUUUUAGGAGGCAAUCAGCUGCAAGGUCAAAUUCCCAAGUCGGUUCAAAACCUUGAGAACCUAAAAGGGCUUGAUCUUUCCUUCAAUAAUUUUAGUGGCAAUGUGGAUAUCAGCUUGUUUUCAAACCUCAAACAACUUUUGGGUCUAAGUCUUUCAUAUAAUAAGAUAUCAUUGAUCAAUGAGAACAAAAUUAAUUUUACAUGGCCUGAAUCUCUUAAUGUGUUGCAAUUUGCUGCAUGUGAAGUGAAAGAAUUGGAGUUUCUAAGAUCCGCAAACCAGCUUUUGGUGUUGGAUCUUUCACAUAAUAAGAUUCAAGGAAGACUUCCUGAUUGGGCAUGGUCUAACUGGAUGUCAUUGAUGACUCUUGAUAUAUCCCACAACAUGUUGACAAGAGUGGAGUCAAUUCCUCUUCAGACUGUAGAUACUAUUGAUUUACGGUCCAAUUUGCUUCAAGGUUCACUACCUAUUCCACCAAUUUCCACAAGAUACUUCUUAAUAUCCCAAAAUAAUCUCACUGAAGAAAUUCCUCCAUCUAUUUGCAAUUUGACAUCACUGGUAAUGCUAGAUUUGGCGAGAAACAACUUGAAGGGAGAAAUUCCACAAUGUUUGGGUAGUAUUAGUAGCCUCGAGGUUCUGGAUAUGCACAACAACAAACUUUCUGGGAAUAUUCCAACAAUUUUUACCAAUGGAAGUUCAUUGAGAAGCCUCAACUUUCAUGGAAAUAAACUAGAGGGGAAAAUUCCCCGAUCUUUGGCCAAUUGCGAAGACUUGCAGGUUCUUGAUUUAGGAGAUAAUCAUCUCAUUGACACAUUCCCUAUGUGGUUGGGAACUCUUCCAAAGCUACAAGUUUUAAGCUUGAGAUCAAAUACAUUGCAUGGGUCCAUUCAACCUCCAAGGAUUGAAACUAUUUUUCCCGAGCUUCAAAUCAUAGAUCUCUCUUACAAUGCCUUCUCGGGAAACUUACCUACAAGUUUGUUUCAACAUCUGAAAGCCAUGAGGACAAUUGAUUCAUCAAUGGAAGCACCAAGAUAUCGUGGAGAUACAUAUUACCAAGAUUCUAUUACAGUUACAACCAAGGGAUUUAUACGUGAAAUUGUGAGAAUCUUGUAUUUGUACAUCGUUAUCGAUCUUUCAAGUAAUAAAUUUGGAGGGCAAAUUCCAAGUAUCAUGGGAGAUCUCAUUGCAGUUCACACAUUGAAUUUAUCUCAUAAUGGAUUGCAAGGUCAUAUUCCACAAUCAUUCGGAGAUUUAUCCUCAGUUGAAUCAUUGGAUCUAUCAGGAAACCAGCUUUCGGGAGAGAUACCACAACAACUAGUUUCUCUUACAUCGCUUUCAUUCUUAAAUCUCUCCCACAAUCAUCUCCAAGGAUGCAUUCCUCAAGGACCUCAAUUUCAUACUUUUGAGAGCAAUUCAUAUGAAGGCAAUGAUGGAUUACGUGGAUUUCCUGUUUCAAAAAGUUGUGGCGAUGCUCGGGUAUUAGAUACAAAUGAUACCGUAUCUGAACUAGAUGAUGAAGAAAAUGAUUCUGAAUUUCUGAGUGAUUUUUGGAAAGCUGCUCUUAUGGGCUAUGGAAGUGGACUAUGUAUUGGAUUAUCCGUAAUGUAUUUCAUGAUUUCAAGUGGAAACCCGAGAUGGCUUGCAAGAAUCAUUGUAGAGAUGGAACACAAAAUAAUGACGGGAAGGAGAAAGAAUCAGCGAAGGAAAAGGAAUUGCAGAAGAAGAAAUAUGUAACAUUUUAAUAUAUUCAAUGAAGUGUAUGCAUUUCUUGUUUCAGUGAACUGUAUAAUUUACAAAUUUAUGCAGUUUAUUGCAUCUUCUCAACAACAUCGCGUAAUUUUUCCAUUUAUCAUCUAGUGAAACAAGGUAGGAACACUUAAAUCUUCUCAUCAAUGCAUUCCUGCUGACACAACUUUGACAUCUCUGCUCUCCUGGAGCCAAAAACAGGUCAUUGUCUGUUCUAUGAAGGGAGACGGAUAUGUUUUCCGUUAA
Messenger RNA from Solanum verrucosum, 3086 nucleotides. RefSeq names its product receptor-like protein Cf-9. The record is from RefSeq and is a predicted model, not a curated record. Bases 27 to 2828 code for a protein of 933 amino acids. Gene Ontology annotation, molecular function: protein binding. The transcript has a single exon. NCBI's taxonomy places the organism in Eukaryota, Viridiplantae, Streptophyta, Magnoliopsida, Solanales, Solanaceae.